Molecule: messenger RNA, 1576 nt
Organism: Aphanomyces invadans
Lineage: Eukaryota; Oomycota; Saprolegniomycetes; Saprolegniales; Verrucalvaceae
Exons: 2
Coding region: 12-1529 (505 amino acids)
Source: RefSeq, a predicted model, not a curated record
GGCAGAUCAGCAUGGAGUACCUGCAAGGGGAUCGACGGCAGUAUGGCGGCAGCAGCGACGGCAGCGCUGAAGGAAACGAGUAUGAACGUGAACAAUAUUAUCCCCAUCGCUAUGCAGAAGCGCAUGCGCCUGCCUCGACCGACAUGCACAGCGCGAGAGACCCCAUCAUGUCAUGUACUUGGCCGAGUGAAGACCCGCUCGACGUCAUGUACAUUCCAAACACAGGUGACGUGUGGCUGCGUCAGCCUUCACAUUGCGUGCGGCCUGCGCAGUCGGAAGUGCCUUGCUCCAUCACAAUUGAGUUUGGAUAUGUGCCACAGCACGUCGUUAAAAUGGACAUGACAACAUCGGCGCAGUAUCUCGAAGUCUACGUCGGCCAUCGCACCCUCAAUGGGGACCUGCGCUUCGUCUUCGGCGAGACAGCUUUCGGUGUGCCCGACCAGCACGUGCCCGGACGCUUCCGCCUUGACUACGCAUGUCCCGACUCUCCCCCGUUUCAAUCGAUCGCCGCGAUCUCGUUCAAGUUUGCGGAAAUCGGCGACGACGCCGUGCUUGCUCUGGAUGCGUUCCGGUUGACAACCCAGUCCGUGUACCCCACGACGUCGAGCCAGUUGAGUCCACAAGUGCGAGUGACGCGGGCGCACUCAUGGCGGCCAUCCACUGACCAUCGCGAUUCGCAUGGCACAGCGUCCAUGACGCUGCGGUCCCAAAAGCGGAUUCCGCCGACAACCCGCCCGCACAACUCACCGCAUCAUCUUCCAGAUGCAGAGCUGAAUCUCUCGACGUACCCUCCGUCGGGUCAUUCGUCCCUUCCAAGCCGCCAUCCACAGCCACACCACCACUCACCCCGCUAUUCGAAUCGCCAUCAUCCAUCCCGAGGUUCCGUGACGCAUGCAUACCCUCCAUCACACCAUCGGCACCACCACCACCCGCCGCCUUUGUUCGUCGACCCCACGGCGCCGUCCAAGAGCUUCCGAGAAGAUGCCCAUUAUCGGCAAUCGUCCUUGUCUCCUGCAAACUCAUCGCACAUUCCGCUUCACCACUCCGCUUUAAACCGACAGAGCCCACGCCCCCGGCAUCCAUCCAGCCCACGACCGCCACCUCCCAACCACGCCGAGGGGCUGUCGGCCAUGAACACGAUUCUCGAGUUGCAGAAGAAGAUGCUCGAAGACCUCGAAACACGCAUCUGUGCCGCCGUGGACCUCCAACUGAAUCAAGUGCUUCAGCGACUAGAUGCUGCCGAAGCCAUCGUCGACGACCUCACGACCCGCGUCGACUCGAUCCACCAAGACAAAGACAUUGUGUUUGCCGGCAUCAUGCAUCGCUUAAACAAGCUGGACACGGGCAUCAUUCAGCUCCGGUCGGCGCAAGUUCAAACAACCAAGGCUGUGCAGUCGGCGAUUCAAAACGUCAAACAGUCGGUGGCAGCGCAGCGCAAUUCGCAGUCUGACGCCGACGACUCGUCCAGUCUCUCGACGUCGUCGCUGCAUUCCGUGCAGUGGCAGCAGCUCAACCCCUCGCCUCCGUAGUCUUGUUGUGCCCCACACAAACGAAUAACACUUUGGAAUCGGCUGGG